AUGGAAGAGAGCGAGGAGAGUGAAGAACUGAGUGAAGUGGAGGAGAAACAUCACGACAAACCUGGAGAAAAACCUUCGAGUCGCUCGAAGACUAAAAAUACAUUUUUAAAGAAAAGAAGAGCCAAGAAAUCUUUCACCUGCACUCAGUGUGGGAAGAGUUUCCCAUUCAAGCGAAGUCUUGAGUGUCACUUGAGAGUUCACUCUGGAGAGAAACCGUUCACUUGUGAUGACUGUGGGAAGAGCUUCACACAAAAAGUACACCUUAAAAAUCACAUGAGGAUCCACACUGGAGAGAAGCCGUAUGCAUGCGAUCAGUGCGGGAAGAGCUUCACGCAAUCAAUAAACCUUAAAGAACACAUGAAAAUCCACACAGGAGAGAAACCGUUCAUGUGUGACCAGUGUGAAAAAAGUUUCACAUACAAACAAAAUCUAAAUAUGCACAUGAGGAUCCACACCGGAGAGAAGCCGCACGCAUGUGAUCAGUGCGGCAAAACAUUUAUCGUGUCAUCAAACCUGAAGACACACCUGACAGUUCAUACGAAGGAGAAGCCGCAUUCAUGUUCUGUGUGUGCAAAGAGUUUUUCACUGCUGAAAAGUUUAAAAGUACAUCAGAAAAUACAUGCUGAUGUGAGAGAGUACAUGUGCUUUGAGUGUGGGAAAACUUAUACUACAGCAUACUGUUUAAAACUGCACCAGAGGAUCCACACUGGAGAGAAACCUCACAAGUGUUCACACUGUGACAAGACAUUCAGUGUGUCAUCAAAUCUGAAUGCACAUGAGAGGAUCCACAGCAGAGAGAAGUCACACAAGUGUGAUCAGUGCGGGAAGAGUUUCACUUCUAAAAGUCAGCUGAAGAUACACAUGAAGAUCCAUGCAGUGGAGAAACCAGAUCACCACAGUCUGAGAUCACGAACUACCAGAAAUGAAUCGGAGUUGAAAGCAGAAGGAGAGAACAGAGAGAAGACGAGAGAUCCAGAACCUGCAGAAUUGAAACAUCAUGGUACUUGGGAACAAACAGACCUGAGAAAGGAAAACAAGAAGCAAAAAAAAAAUCUGUCCCCUGCCCACAGUGUAAACAAGAUGCCCAUAUAAAUCAAGUCUGAAGAUUCACAUGUGAGUUCACACCGGGAAGAAGCCCUUCACCUGUGGUCAAUGCGGGAAGAGAUUAACAAGUAAAUGAAAUUUCAAGAAUCACAUGAGGAUCCACACCGGAGAGAAACAUUACAGCUGUGAUCAAUGCGGGACGAGUUUCACUCAAGCUUUUGUUCUGAAAUCACAUCUGCCUUCUCAUUCUGAAGAAAUUAAUUUCGUUCGGCUUCGGCCAAGAAUUUUAAUUUCAGUGCAUCCCUAGAUAUUUCUAUUACGAUUGUGAUUGUUCGCAGUGUCAUGGUGUCACGUGUAGGUUCCCGUUGAGUUCCUGUUUUCCUUAUUUGGUCC
Molecule: messenger RNA, 1437 nt
Organism: Sinocyclocheilus anshuiensis
Lineage: Eukaryota; Metazoa; Chordata; Actinopteri; Cypriniformes; Cyprinidae
Product: gastrula zinc finger protein XlCGF8.2DB-like
Exons: 3
Coding region: 1-1092 (363 amino acids)
Biological process (GO): regulation of transcription by RNA polymerase II
Cellular component (GO): nucleus
Molecular function (GO): DNA-binding transcription factor activity, RNA polymerase II-specific; RNA polymerase II cis-regulatory region sequence-specific DNA binding
Source: RefSeq, a predicted model, not a curated record